Messenger RNA from Sitodiplosis mosellana (orange wheat blossom midge), 5775 nucleotides. It is a transcript of the gene Gcn2, whose product is annotated as eIF-2-alpha kinase GCN2. Gene Ontology annotation, molecular function: eukaryotic translation initiation factor 2alpha kinase activity; ATP binding; protein binding. Gene Ontology annotation, cellular component: cytosol. The transcript is spliced from 12 exons. The coding region runs from base 718 to 5352 and encodes 1544 amino acids. NCBI's taxonomy places the organism in Eukaryota, Metazoa, Arthropoda, Insecta, Diptera, Cecidomyiidae. Gene Ontology annotation, biological process: regulation of translational initiation by eIF2 alpha phosphorylation; DNA damage checkpoint signaling. The record is from RefSeq and is a predicted model, not a curated record.
CCUGAUUUUGAGUUCUUGGAAAAUAACGAAUUGCAUUUCCGAUUUUUUUUUCAACAACAACAAAAAAUUAUUGUGUUAUAAAUCACGAAUUUCCUUAAGUAUUUCGGUUUGUAUGAUUUUUCUUUCUUUUGAUUCCACGUUAAAUUUAUCAUUUCAAAUGAAAUAGACUCUAGGCCAGUGAAAUGCUGCCGCGUAUUAUUUAUCGUCGACAAUUUCCUAUUUCAAAAGUGAAGUGGUUUAUAAUUGCGUGUCAUUAAAAACUUCUCCAAUAUGAUAAUUGAUAAAUAAUCUAGAGCAGACGUGUCGCUAUGCAUACGAGUGAUUUGUGCGCGCAUGAAUCGGAUUUUAUAGUCGAACGGAAGCAUAUGACGACGAUUCUUCCCAUAUGCAAUACGCUUAAGGAGAUAACACGCGAGAAGAUAAGCUAAAAGAAGCAACCACUCACUCACACAUAGCCACACUGACAGCGAGUGUAAAAUGACGCGGUAUCGGCUCAACAGCUGACGGAAUAUACCAUAUAUAAAACAAAUGUCAAGUGUGAGCUUCCUCAGACUGACAGCGUUCCAAGCGAAACAAACAGAUUACCAAAUAAACAACAACAACAACAACAAGAAAUAAUUGGCGUCGUAAAAAAUUAAAAAAAAAAGUGGUUUGAUUCGGUCGGUUUAAUAUUCCGAGAAUGCUGUGUGAAAUGUAGAAAGACAAAUGUUGGUUUGAAUGAUGGAGAAUAAAGAGAGCUAUCGCCAACAACAGGAUAAUGAAUUGGAAGUGAUUCAAUCGAUUUUUGGCAAUGAUGUUAUUGAUUUGCGUGACCAUAAAAACAAUGGAGGUUGGAGGCCAAUGGACAUAGUAAUCACGUUGUUGCCACAAAAAGGAUCAUCUGGUACUCGUGAAGCAUACGCCAGAACCAAAUUGCACAUAAUAUGCCCAUCAAAAUAUCCAAAAGUUUCGCCAAAAAUUUAUUUGGAAGAAACAAAGGGGCUGUCCGAUGUACAGAAGAAUGAGUUGAUUAAGGAAUUGAAUGAGCUGUGUGAGCAGAAGAAAGGAGAGGUGGUCAUCUAUGAUCUGACUCAAGCUGUGCAAGCAUUCCUUCAUAAGCACAACAAAGCACCGUGUGGCAGUUUCUACGAUCAGAUGCUACUCGAGCGGAAUAAACGGGAUGAGGCAUUGCUACAGCAACAAGCACAGUGGCUGAGUCAUGAACAACAGCUGAUACGCGAUGAGGUUCUAAAACGUAAAGAAAUUCUUCGCCAAGAAGAUCGAUGGCGCCGAGACGUUCGACGGAGUAUGAGUGAGCAAAGUCCAAAGCACAGGUCAAAUAGUUCAGCCGAAAUGGCCGACCAUCCAUUGGAUGGAACACAAAAUGGUUGUGAGCUUCAUUUAAGCAGUGAAGACCUCUAUUUUACAACAGUCGGUCGAAAGAUUCGAAGAGGUUGCUGUUUAGGUCAUUCGCAAAAUGGUAGUAUAUCCUAUUCUGGGAUUGAUUCAGAGACGGGUCAAUUGCUUUAUAUCACAGAAUGGAAUAUUAAAUAUUCGCAGCUGGAGUCAAAAUGUACAAUAAAUUGCAAAAAUGAGUCAAGUAAAUGCAGCGGCCACACAGUCGAUGAGAUCAUAAGUUGUGUCGAACGAGAAGUGAUGCAACUGUCGAGCAUUCGCCACAGAAAUUUAGUCGCUUACGAAAUGGUCUUGUGUUUGCGACGAAAAGAAGGCAUUAUUGUAUAUUUGGUGCAGGAUUUUGUGCAGGGAAAUAGUGUGAAUUGUAUAUCAAAUUCGCUUGGAUGGUCGUAUUCGUCCGUUGGUAUUGUUGCCAAGGGGGUUUUGGAUGCUCUCAUCUAUUUACACAACAAGGGCAUUUCGCACAGUAACAUCGACGAUGGUUCUGUGUAUCUGGACAAUUCGGGUGUGUGUCGAGUCACGGACUUUUGGUUAGUAUCGUACAUGACCUACCUCAUGGGCACAUCAAAAUGUAGUAAACACAGUGGAGGUGAUUUGCCAGCCCUUGGCCAUUUGGUUGAAUCACUUUUGCAGUUACCCAAUCCCGAUAUGUUUGAUUUCAUUGAACAAUGUAAAAGUGAACGAACCAUAACCGCUUCCGAUUUGCUUGAACAUCCGUUUCUGUCGCCCGAUCGUUCAAACGGUGCAAAUAACUCACAACCAAUUGUUGUGCCGGAGAAGAGAGUCACAGAAUUUCCGAUGCAUACAUCAAUCAUGCCGUUGGGACACUCUCGUCUGCAAACCGAAUUCGAAGUGUUGCAAUGGUUGGGACAGGGUGCCUACGGAGACGUUCUAAAAGUGAAAAAUAUCCUCGACAAUCGACAGUAUGCCAUCAAACGAAUCCCGCUGACCACUCGCUCAAGACAAAUAUUCAAAAAGAUGACGCGAGAAGUCGAGCUGCUCUCACGUUUGAACCAUGAGAAUGUUGUUCGAUAUUUCAACAGCUGGAUCGAAAAUGCCAAUGAAUCGGACCUUAAAAAGUACGCACAGAUUGAUGGCGACGCUGACAAUGAGAGUGCAACGAGUAGCAGAGAAAGUGACAAUCAACUUUGCGUGAUACAGAAACCUGACGAGUCUUCAUCAGAUGACUGGCUGGGAUCACCGCCAAACAACAACGAUUUCAGUUCGGAUGGCAUUGAAUUUGUAAACUCGGACGGCGAAGUAAUUGAAGAUGACGAUGAAAAUGAUGAUGACGACGACGACGAUGAUGAUGAUGAUGAAUCUCAAGCCAUUUCGAGUAGCCAACAAAUCAGCCGAUCACCGAAAUAUGAAGUGCAAAUUAUGUAUAUACAAAUGGAAUUCUGUGAGAAAAGCACGCUGCGCACGGCAAUCGACAAUAAUUUGUACAGUAAUACUGAACGAUUGUGGAGACUUUUCCGUGAAAUUACUGAAGGUUUGGCACACAUUCAUUCACAAGGCAUGAUUCACAGGGAUCUCAAACCGGUGAACAUUUUCUUGGACUCUCGUGAUCAAGUAAAAAUCGGAGAUUUUGGUCUGGCCACCACUAGCUUUUUGGCUUUGCAACAGAAUCAUGAAGUGAGUCUGUCGCGAAAUCAUGGCGAAAUCAGUGGUUCACAGCACACCGGUAAAGUUGGCACCGCUCUCUAUGUCGCACCAGAGCUUACGGGCAAAGCUGGCAAAUCGAUUUACAAUCAAAAAGUCGACUUGUAUUCACUUGGAAUUAUAUUCUUUGAAAUGUGCCAUCGACCAUUCUCGACGGGUAUGGAACGCGUUGAAACGUUAGCUGCACUGCGAUCGCCAAAAGUAUUAAUACCUUCUUGGAUGGAAAAUGAUCAGACCUAUGCGCAACAAGUUAAAGUGAUCAAAUGGUUGUUAAAUCAUGAUCAAAAUAAGCGUCCGACUACCGAGGAAUUGCUAGCUUCCGAUUUACUGCCGCCCGCUCGUCUCGAAGACAACGAAUUGCAAGAAAUGCUGCGACAUGUGCUAGCCAAUCCACAGAGUAAAUCGUACAAACAUUUAGUGGCCAGAUGCUUAGCUCAACAGAGUGACACCGUGCUGGAGCUCACCUAUCAUCUCGGAUUGUUGGAAAUCAAUUCGAAAUUGGAAUAUGUUAAACGUGAAAUAACCUCCUUAUUCCAGAAGCACGGUGCAAUGGAAGUGGUGACUCCGCUGCUUUCGCCAUAUGUAAAAUCAACCAAAAGUACGGCGGUUCGCUUGAUGACUCACUCCGGCAGUGUGGUUGUUCUUCCACAUGAUCUGCGCGUUCCAUUCAUCAAACACAUUGCAUUGAGCGGUAUCAAUUUGAUGCGACGAUAUUCCGUUGGCAGAAUCUAUCGCGAAAAGAAAGUGUUCAAUUUUCAUCCAAAACAAUUGUACGAAUGUGCAUUCGAUAUUAUUACCCCGUCUUCGGCAACUGAAUGCAGAAACAGACUGAUUGACGCCGAACUCAUCUCCAUAGCCUAUGAACUUACAAACAUUUUUCCAGCAUUAAAGCAGCAAAACCUUUCGAUUCGCUUGAAUCAUACUUCAUUAUUGAACGCCAUUCUAACACAUCACAAUGUGCCUAGAGACAAGUACAACGAUGUUUUUACAGCCGUGCUCGACUAUAGCGAUCGCAGAAUUUCGAAAUUUCAAUUACAUUCAACGAUAACACUUUUGCUGGAAUCAUCAAAACAUAGCGCUACCAAUUUAUUGGAUAUUAUGCUAACAGAAAUUCCAUUGGGUGGACCAAAAUCACAUUACACCAACGGUUCCAGUUUGAGAAACUUGAUCAAAGGUCAUAGCGAAGCAUCGAAAAUGGCACGGGCUGCAAUGGAUGAAAUUGAGAAUGUGGUGUCGUUAUCACAGAGUCUUGGUGUUAUGUGUUCAAUCAGUUUGUAUGCUGGCCUUGCUGUUGGAUACGAACAAGCGAAGAACGGUGGAAUAAUCUGGCAAUUGCUGGGAGAUUUCAAAAAUAAGAAUCAUCAAGGAAUUCCAUACGUGCUUGGAGUGGGUGGCAGAUACGACUACAUGCUAUCGGAAUAUCAGAGACAAGCUCACAAUCGCGGUGUAACUAUACCAAAUCGUAAUAGUCAAUCCGGAGCUGGAUUAUCGUUUGCCUUGGAUAAAAUAAUGAGUGUAUUGAGUGCAACUUACACCGAAGAUACAAAAACGACAGACGUUGUUGUGUGUGUAUCUGGUAUUCGACCAAAUUUCAGAGAUGUAACACAAAUUUUGCGUGCACUCUGGUCAUCGGGUAUUCAGUGUGCCAUUGUUCAGGCGAAUAAUCCCGAGGAUGGACAAGAUAUGGCAAAAGAUCUGGGUGCAAUCUAUUAUGUGAUCUACACUGAAGAUGGUAUACUACGGGUACGAUCAUGGAUCAAUGAACGAUUUGAAGAGAAAUUGAUGAAUCGAGACGAGAUCAUAGCAUACAUAAAAAAAGCGCUGCGACCCGAACCCGAGGCAACAUUCACGCAACAAAGUCUUAGUUUAAGUGAAGCCACCAAAUACAAUCGAAGUAAUGCCAGUUUGGCUGAACCAACACUGCCCACCGUCGACAUCAUUUUCAAAAUCAACGACAAAAUGACAUCUAGCCAACGGAAGCGCCAAGAGAAUUUCCUCACUAGCCACAUGUCCGAGUCACUGCUUUUGUUCAAUAAACGUGAACAAAUCGCUGUGGUAGCCGUUGAUCUUCAGCCAAUCAUCAUUCGUGCACUGAUCAGUGCGAUGGAUCCGCGCGGUGCCACCGCUAAAGAGAUUGACAAUGAGAUUUCAUUUGUGAUCGAUCGAUUUCCCCAAUAUAAACGCUAUAUCAAAGACGUGGUCGAAGAGAUUACGGACAUCUUUUCGGAGAAAAAGUGCCCACCCGUCGUCUGUUUGUACAGCUUGAAAGACAGCUAUUACAGAUUUAUAUUGUAGAAUAUCGAUCGUGUUUUUAAUCGAUUUUUUUAUAUAUAUUUUGAAAGGCAAACAUCAACAAUUUAUUCUGAAAAGAAGUGCAUUUAAUGUUAUUCAUCUUAGUUUUUAUAUAUAGAUAAGUACAGAACAUCAUUUUGAUCAUAUUGUCUUGAAUUUGAGCAAAGCCUGGCUUUGUCUGCUCAUUUGACCAUCAUUAUGCUUUGGACUGAAAGUUUUCGGUACAAGCCAUGGUGGAAAAAUGAAAAGAGAUAACAAGUCAUUGGCUCAUUUUUUUGAGGGCACUUCAUUCAUUACUACUAAAUUCAGCCAUUUCCAUGCUCAUACACAAUUCAGUGGAGAUGGCAUGCAUAACAAGAGACACAUCUGUACAUUAUUGUAAAGUAUUUUUUUUAUAAUAAACGUUUGUAGUGGUUUACAUAAUAA